CCUGUCCACAGGCAGCUGAUGGUGGCCAUGCUGCUCCACUCCUCCUCUCCCCGAGUGUUUCAAGCUGCUACCAGUGCCAUCUCAACACUGCUCACACACAACAGUAAGAUGCGCUCUCUGCUGCUGUCCAGUGGCCUUCAUGUCAACUUAGUGGAGAUGAUGAAGAAACACUCAAACUCGGUUGAAGUUUCCAUCAGCGCCUGUAAUCUGCUCAAACUGCUCUUCCAGGGAAGGACGGCCAGUCUGGAUGAGCUGACCAUGGCCAUGACUCAGAUCCUGAUCAGCAUGAAGGUCCACAACUUCCAGCCGGAGGUUCAGCUGGAGGCGCUGCAGGCCAGCCUCGUCUUCCUCUGCCCAGACCGCAGUCUAAGAGAGCACGGCGUCUCUGUGGCAGACCCAGACAUGGCUGACGUUUCCCUGAAGGUCCUGAAGAACCAGUGUGUGGUGGAAGGAGCUCACACACUCUACCUGGAGGUUCUCAACAGGUUCAUCAGCACCGAGCUCAUCCAGAGGAGUGGCCUGAAGGUGCUCUCCUCUCUGGCUGACUGCUCCGGUGCAGUGGACCUGCUCUGCCAGCAGGGGGCGAUCGACACGGUGCUGCACACACUACAGAUGUUCCCACAGGACAGAGAGAUUCACUUCUGGGGUCUGACGCUGCUCAGCUUCCUCGUGUCCAAGAAGAAGCUGUCGAGGAUGAUCGUUCCUGUUCUGGCCUCCGUCGUGGUCGCCUCCCUCCUGCAGUACAGAGACGACUCCGAGAUGCACCUCAAGUGUGUUCAGGUGGCGUUGAGGAUGCUGGACGCCUGUUCAGGAGCAGCUGCUGAGCUGCAGAGAGAAGGCUUUGACAGACAGAUCUUCCAACACCUCAGAGAGGAGCCGCCCGACCACUGCAACACUGCUCUGCGUAAGUCAGUGUGCCUGGCUCUGUCUAAGAUGUGGUGUGACUACCAGCUGCACUGCAGUCUGCUGGAGAAGGCCUGCGAGGACGGAGACGCCACGUUGGCCGAGUGUCUGAUCGAGCUGGGAGCCGACAUCAACAGGAAGACCAAAACAGAGUCGCUCAUCUACAAGGUGUGUGAGCGUGGGGGGCCUCUGGAGCUGGUGGAGCUGCUGCUCAGCCACGGGGCCCACGAGCAGCACCUGCGCCGGGCCCUGGCUGUGAGCGUGAAGCGGGGCGAGGGUCCCACCGUCAUCCAGCUGCUGGGCCGCCUGGGGCUGGACCUGAACAACAACGCCCUCUGCCUGGGGGGCUUCAGGCUGGGCCGCCUGGACGCCGCCUGGCUCAGCUCCCUGCUGGGGGAGAGGGGGAGGACACACAGCCUGCGAUACAGAGACAGUAGGCAGCGCAUUCAUUACAUCUGGGUUUUGGACAAAGAAAUUAAUUUGACCUUUCUGACUAAACUAAAUGUAUGUUUAAGAAAAUGUAUAAAGAAAGUGUAA
Notothenia coriiceps (black rockcod) is the source of this 1440-nucleotide messenger RNA. Its product is annotated as leucine-rich repeat serine/threonine-protein kinase 2-like. Lineage: Eukaryota; Metazoa; Chordata; Actinopteri; Perciformes; Nototheniidae. The record is from RefSeq and is a predicted model, not a curated record. Bases 19 to 1440 code for a protein of 473 amino acids. The transcript is spliced from 9 exons.